Messenger RNA from Coregonus sp. 'balchen', 35841 nucleotides. The record is from the annotation of a GenBank genome assembly. Lineage: Eukaryota; Metazoa; Chordata; Actinopteri; Salmoniformes; Salmonidae.
AUGUAUCUGCUAGACAGAGCCGAGUCCUGUGCUAUUGCUGACACCAAUCUGAAUCCAGAGCAGGCGGGUAUUGCCAGGUCAGCAGCACUGUUUGUAAUUUUGACAAAAAUAGUACACUUCUAUCUAGACCGUGACCCAGGGCUGAAAUGUUUUCAUUUCCGCUCGGUGGUGUACAAAUAAAGCGAUGCCUGACUGAGUGAAACAAUCAAUGUUCAGAUGAUCACUGGACAGGCAUUUCCUUGUAAUGUUAUUUGGCUACGUACUGGUUCUCAUUUCUACCACUAUCGUGUCUCCACUAUUGUGGUUUCUUGUAACUAAUAGAGCCGACUAUGUUUGCAUCGAUUGUUGGUCUCCUUCGUUCUCUUUCCUACCACAAACUCCUAGGACUACCUCCAGUGUAGGAGCUACGAGACCGGUGUAGGCUUCACUUUGGCUGAUGACUACUUAUUGCUGUGUCUUGGGCCUGCCAGGGCAAACUUCUAUAUCUCUUUGCCAUUUAUAAAUCAUGCUAGGUCAUAUGUCCAUGGUAUCGCAUCGGGACAAGGAAACCAAAGGAUUUCCUAGGUUUCUUUUCCUUGGAUAUCGGGACUUGCCAGACAGUGACGCUAAAGGGAGUGACUGACUCAGUCAGUGUAGCCUACCGAAUCGCAUCGGUGAGAGUGCUGUUCAUUUUGGCUCCCUAAUUUGCGUAGGCUUUUUGGCGAUUAUCUGCAGAUAAAUUAUGAAAACAUUCAAUGAAGAUGGUGAAUCAUAACUGCAGGAACAAUAGGGAAUGGAGAGCCUCAUUCUGGUUCAAAUAUGAUAAUUAGGGCCCUCACUGAAUCCAGGCAUUCAAACAGAACUCAACAAUUUUCAAAACUGUAUGGACCUGAAGGUGUUACAUUUUAUUAAUUUGCACUAGUUUAUCAGAAGACAUGAACAGAAUGCAUCAGUGACUCUCAUUUCCUGAAACUUUCUGAAGAGGCAACGAGAAUGUGCGGUGUGCGCGUCUACCAUUAAAAUUCUAAAAACCAGGCAGAAUAAACGACAUCUAAAGCCUGUAUAUCGAAAAUACAGAUUUUUGUUGGUAAACCUGAAAAAUGUAUUGAACUCGCCAAAUUGAGCACGGUUUCAAAUGAUCACUCUAUGAGAAUAACUGUUCCAGACGCGAAAUGCGCAUCACUUCACGCUGGCAACUUUUUUGGGAAAAAUAUUCUGUUCCAUUUUAUUCUAUUAUAUUAAUGUUUUUUUUACUAUAAAAUAGAUGUCUUGACUGUGAUAAGGGUUCUGGAAAUAAGAGCGUCUUGUCUGCUAAAUUAACAAAGCAAGGCUAUGCCAUUGCUGAGGUUACUGCCUUUUUGAAGAUUGUGUUCCGUGAUAUAAUAUAACCAUUUGGUAUUACGGAUUCAAUAAAUUAAUCUAAAAUGGCACUUGCUUCUUUUAACUGACUGAAAAAAAAUAUUAUAAUAAUAAUAAUAAAUAUAUAUAUAUAUAUAUAUAUAUAUAUAUAUAUAUAUAUAUAUAUAUACUGCUCAAAAAAAUAAAGGGAACACUAAAAUAACACAUCCUAGAUCUGAAUGAAUGAAAUAAUCUUAUUAAAUACUUUUUUCUUUACAUAGUUGAAUGUGCUGACAACAAAAUCACACAAAAAUUAUCAAUGGAAAUCAAAUGUAUCAACCCAUGGAGGUCUGGAUUUGGAGUCACCCUCAAAAUUAAAGUGGAAAACCACACUACAGGCUGAUCCAACUUUGAUGUAAUGUCCUUAAAACAAGUCAAAAUGAGGCUCAGUAGUGUGUGUGUGUGUGGCCUCCACGUGCCUGUAUGACCUCCCUACAACGCCUGGGCAUGCUCCUGAUGAGGUGGCAGAUGGUCUCCUGAGGGAUCUCCUCCCAGACCUGGACUAAAGCAUCCGCCAACUCCUGGACAGUCUGUGGUGCAACGUGGCGUUGGUGGAUGGAGCGAGACAUGAUGUCCCAGAUGUGCUCAAUUGGAUUCAGGUCUGGGGAACGGGCGGGCCAGUCCAUAGCAUCAAUGCCUUCCUCUUGCAGGAACUGCUGACACACUCCAGCCACAUGAGGUCUAGCAUUGUCUUGCAUUAGGAGGAACCCAGGGCCAACCGCACCAGCAUAUGGUCUCACAAGGGGUCUGAGGAUCUCAUCUCGGUACCUAAUGGCAGUCAGGCUACCUCUGGCGAGCCCAUGGAGGGCUGUGCGGCCCCCCCAAAGAAAUGCCACCCCACAUCAUGACUGACCCACCGCCAAACCGGUCAUGCUGGAGGAUGUUGCAGGCAGCAGAACGUUCUCCACGGCGUCUCCAGACUCUGUCAUGUCUGUCACAUGUGCUCAGUGUGAACCUGCUUUCAUCUGUGAAGAGCACAGGGCGCCAGUGGCGAAUUUGCCAAUCUUGGUGUUCUCUGGAAAAUGCCAAAUGUCCUGCACGGUGUUGGGCUGUAAGCACAACCCCCACCUGUGGACGUCGGGCCCUCAUACCACCCUCAUGGAGUCUGUUUCUGACCGUUUGAGCAGACACAUGCACAUUUGUGGCCUGCUGGAGGUAAUUUUGCAGGGCUCUGGCAGUGCUCCUCCUGCUCCUCCUUGCACAAAGGCGGAGGUAGCGGUCCUGCUGCUGGGUUGUUGCCCUCCUACGGCCUCCUCCACGUCUCCUGAUGUACUGGCCUGUCUCCUGGUAGCGCCUCCAUGCUCUGGACACUACGCUGACAGACACAGCAAACCUUCUUGCCACAGCUCGCAUUGAUGUGCCAUCCUGGAUGAGCUGCACUACCUGAGCCACUUGUGUGGGUUGUAGACUCCGUCUUAUGCUACCACUAGACUCCAACCAAAUGCUUCCUGUAGUUGUUGAUCAGUCUCUCACGUCGCUGUGGAGGAAUUUUGGCCCACUCUUCCAUGCAGAACUGCUUGAACUCAGUGACAUGUGGGUUUUCAAGCAUGAACUGCUCGUUUCAAGUCCUGCAACAACAUCUCAAUUGGGAUUAGGUCUGGACUUUGACUAGGCCAUUCCAAAACUUCCAAUUUGUUGCUUUUUAGCAAUUUUUAUGUAGACUUGAUUGUGUGUUUUGGAUCAUUGUCUUGCUGCAUGACCCAGCUGCGCUUCAGCUUCAGCUCACAGACGGAUGGUCUGACAUUCUCCUGUAGAAUUCUCUGAUACAGAGCAGAAUUCAUGGUUCCUUCUAUUAAGGCAAGUCGUCCAGGUCCUGAGGCAGAAAAGCAUCCCCAAACCAUCACACCACCACCACCAUGCUUGACCUUUGGUAUGAUGUUCUUACUGUGGAAUGCAGUGUUUUUUGUUUUCACCAGGCAUAAUGGGACCCAUCUCGUCCAAAAAGCUGACUCAAGUUUGCCAAAAAGCACCUGGAUGAUCAUCAAGACUCUUGGAAGAAAGUUCUAUGGACAGAUGAUUCAAAAGUAUAACUUUUUGGACGACAUGGUUCCAGUAAUGCCUGGCGAAAACCAAACUCUGCAUUCCACAGUAAGAACAUCAUACCUCAACAUGGGGGCCCCUCAGGGGUGUGUGCUCAGUCCCCUCCUGUACUCCCUGUUCACUCAUGACUGCAUGGCCAGGCACGACUCCAACACCAUCAUGAAGUUUGCAGAUGACACAACAGUGGUAGGCCUGAUCACCGACAAUGACGAGACAGCCUAUAGGGAGGAGGUCAGAGACCUGGCCGUGUGGUGCCAGGACAACAACCUCUCCCUCAACAUGAUCAAGACAAAGCAGAUGAUUGUGGACUACAGGAAAAAAAAGAGGACCGCGCACGCCCCCAUUCUCAUCGACGGGGCUGUAGUGGAGCAGGUUGAGAGCUUCCUUGGUAUCCACAUUACGAACAAACUAACAUGGUCCAAGCACACCCAAGACAGUCGUGAAGAGGGUACGACAAAACCUAUUCCCCCUCAGGAGACUGAAAAGAUUUGGCAUGUGUCCUCAGAUCUUCAAAAGGUUCUACAGCUGCGCCAUUGAGAGCAUCCUGACUGGUUGCAUCACUGCCUGGUAUGGCAACUGCUCGGCCUCCGACUGCAAGGCACUACAGAGGGUAGUGCGUGCGGCCCAGUACAUCACUGGGGCCAAGCUUCCUGCCAUCCAGGACCUCUAUACCAGGCGUUGUCAGAGGAAGACCAUAAAAAUUGUCAAAGACUCCAGCCACCCUAGUCAUACCGGAGCGCCAAGUCUAGGUCCAAGAGGCUUCUAAACAGAUUCUACCCCCAACCAUAAGACUCCUGAACAUCUAAUCAAAUGGCUACCCAGACUAUUUGCAUUGCCCCCCUCCCCUCUCUGUUAAGCUGCUGCUACUCUCUGUUUAUUAUCUAUGCAUAGUCACUUUAAUAACUACCUACAUGUAGAUAUUACCUCGACUAACCGGUGCCCCGCACAUUCACUCGGUACCGGUACCCCCUGUAUAUAGCCUCGCUAUUGUUAUUUUUACUGCUGUUCUUUUAAUUAUUUGUUACUUUUAUUUUGUAUUUUAUAUUGUAUGUCUUUGAUUUAUUUUGGUAUUCUUUCUGCAUUGUUGCUUAAGGGCUUGUAAAUAAGCAUUUCACUGGAAGGUCUACACCUGUUGUAUUCGGCGCAUGUGACAAAAUUUGAUUUGACACACACACCAGUCAAAAGUUUGGACAUACCUACUCAUUCCAGGGUUUUUCUUUAUUUUUACUAUUUUCUACAUUUUAGAAUAAUAGUGAAGACAUCAAAACUAUAAAAUAGCACAUUAAAUCAUGUAGUAACCAAUAAAGGGUUAAUCAAAUGAAAAUAUAUUUGAAAUUCUUCAAAGUAGCCACCGUUUGCCUUGAUGACAGUUUUGCACACUCUUGGCAUUCUGUCAACCAGCUUCAUGAGGUAGUCACCUGGAAUGCAUUUCAAUUAACAGGUUUGCCUUGUUAAAAAUUAAUUUGUGGAAUUUCUUUCCUUAAUGCUUUUGAGCCAAUCAGUUGUGUUGUGACAAGGUAGGGGUGGUAUACAGAAGAUAGCCCUAUUUGAUAAAUGACCAAGUCCAUAUUAUGGCAAGAACAGCUCAAAUAAGCAAAGAGAAACUACAGUCCAUCAUUACUUUAAGACAUGAAGGUGAAUCAAUGUGGAACAUUUCAAGAACUUUGAAAGUUUCUUCAAGUGCAGUAGCAAAAACCAUCAAGCGCUAUGAUGAAACUGGCUCUCAUGAGGACCGCCACAGGAAUGGAAGACCCAGAGUUACCUCUGCUGCAGAGGAUAAGUUCAUUAGAGUUAACUGCACCCCCUAAUAAAUGCUUCACAGAGUUCAAGUAACAGACACAUCUGAACAUCAACUGUUCAGAGGAGAUCGCGUGAAUUAGGCCUUCAUGGUCGAAUUGCUGCAAAGAAACCACUACUAAAGGACACCAAUAAGAAGAAGAGACCUGCUUGGGCCAAGAAACACGAGCAAUGGACAUUAGACCGGUGGAAAUGUGUCCUUUGGUCUGGAGUCCAUAUUGGAGAUUUUUGGUUCCAACCGCCGUGUCUUUGUGAGACGCAGAGUAGGUGAACGGAUGAUCUCCGCAUUUGUGGUUCCCAAAGUGAAGCACGGAGGAGGAGGUGUGAUGGUGUGGGGGUGCUUUGCUGGUGACACUGUCAGUGAUUUUAUUUAGAAUUCAAGGCACACUUAUCCAGCAUGGAUUACCACAGCACUCUGCAGCGAUACGCCAUCCCAUCUGAUUUGGGCUUAGUCCCACUAUCAUUUUGUUUUUCAACAGGACAAUGACCCAACACACCUCCAGGCUGUGUAAGGGCUAUUUUACAAAGAAGGAGAAUGAUGGAGUGCUGCAUCAGAUGAUCUGGCCUCCACAAUCCCCUGACCUUAACCCAAUUGGGUUGGUUUGGGAUGAGUUGGACCGCAGAGUGAAGGAAAAGCAGCCAACAAGUGCUCAGCAUAUGUGGGAACUCUUUCAAGACUGUUGGAAAAGCAUUCCAGAUUAAGCUGGUUGAGAGAAUGCCAAGAGUGUGCAAAGCUGUCAUCAAGGCAAAGGGUGGCUACUUUGAAGAAUCUAACAUCUAAAAUAUAUUUUGAUUUGUUUAACACUUUUUUUGGUUACUACAUGAUUCCACAUGUGUUAUUUCAACUGUUUUUGCUUUUUCAUUAUGUGGUAUUGUGUGUAGUUUUAACUAUUUAAUCCAUUUUAGAAUAAGUCUGUAACGUAACAGAGGAAAAAGUCAAGGGGUCUGAGUACUUUCCGAAUUCACUGUAGACCUAGACGAUAUCCACAAUACCACAACUAAUUUUUCCAAUCUGGGAGGUGAUCUUGAUAAAGUAUUCAAUAAUUUCGCUUUGUAUUUUUAGAUGGAAUCAAGGUAUUAGAAUGUACCAGAGGCCAUCAAAAUAGAGCUCCUUCGACAAAAGGAGUAGCCUGGCUGGCUACUCUAUGCACUUGUGGAAAACACUGCUUUGUGUAUAAAGAAAGUAGGCGGUGGGCCAGGACCGUGUAGUCUAAUAGGAUCAUAUCACAGAGACGACUUAGCGGAGAGUGAGGGAGGACACACACUAAUCACCCCUCCCUCACGCACUCACUCGUUCUCACACACACAUACAUUCUCACUGCACAGGGCUGGCUCGCUCUGUCUGCAGACAACCUCUAGGAGAAAAAGUAAUUGAGUUAUAUUUCUUACCAAUAGAUUUAUGCAGUGUGGGAAAAUGCAUUAGCAUUUCUGCUGUAGUAUAUCAAACCCAUAAAGUAUUGAGGAAAUAUCAGCAGCAGCCUCUUAUCAGGGAGGCACUGGGAGCGAGGUGGAAUGCCUUCUGGCACCACAGGUAUUCAUAUCAGGCUGGCUGGAAGUGCCCAAAGCUGUUUUAAUAAUAAUUCGGGGGAUGCUUAUAUAUGUCCUGUUAUACAAGUGUGUAAUGGAAAUGUUUUUUUUUUUCCUUUCCCAACUCCCCCUGAGACACCCGCAGGGAGUGGGGUCAGGAUUGUACAAGGUACUUGGAGCUAGGUUAAGUGCCUUGCUCAAGGGCAGAGCAACAGAUUUUUCACCUUGCCGGAUCCAGUAUUCAAACAAGCGACCUUUUGGUUGCUGGCCCCAGCGCUCUAACCUCGAGGCUACCUGCCGCCGCAUUUCACGUUACCCCAUUUCCCUUUCACUGGGCUGCUCUGGCAUGGGAUGGGGCUGUGCCAGUGUCUGGCUGGCCGGCCUUGACGUUUGGAAUUGACCAUAGUCUUUGUGAGAGAAACCAACUUUUUUAAAUCUAUGAUAUGUGUCAACAAAGACAUAGGACAUUUAGACAUGAACUGAUCAGCUAUUUUGCUAUGCAAUAUUUGCAGCUAUGCAGCAUUUCUAUUUUUUUAUGUCUUGGCUAUUUUGAAAGUUUGCUUUGUGCUUAUGACUUAUGUGCAUAAAACUAAUGACUCAUGCUUGCUCUCUCUUCAGAAUGGCGCUGGACAUCUAUGACUCUCAGUACCUGGUGAUCUUGGCCCCCUGCCUGGUCAUCGCCCUCAUCUUCCUCUUCUUCUGGCUCUUCAUGAAGGAGACCUCCUAUGACGAGGUGCUGGCCAGGCAGAAACGAGACCUCAAGCUGCCACCCUCCAAACCAGACACCCGCAAGAAGAACGACAAGAAAAAGAGCAAGAAGAAAGAGGGCAGUAGCAGAGGGGAUGGAGGAGAGUCUGAGGACGACCUGCGGGACUUUGACGUGGCUGACGCCGUGAGCAGCUUCACCGCUGAGGAGGAGGAGGAGGAGGAGGAGCCUGCCCCUGUGGCUCCGCCCACCCCCGUUCCUGCCCAUGUGGCAGCGCCAGCCGAGGCCCCUGCAGGGGUGAGGGAGAGGAAGAAGAAGGAGAAGAAAGCCGUAAAGGCAGCUGCCGCUGCAGCCGCUCCCCCUGCCGAGGAAACUGCGUUGAACGGCUCCAAGCAAGCCAGCCACAAAGCAGAGCCCCCUGCCCCAGUGGUUAAACCCAGUCCCCCCUCACCCCAGCCUGACCCUCAACCCCCAGCCCAGGCUCAGACCCCCCCCCAGUCCUCUGGCAAGAAGAAGAAGGAGAAGAAGCAGAAGACAGAGGCUGGUGAGUAGCAGGCCAGAGUGGCUUUAGUAGGAUGAGAGAAUGUGUGGUUCACGGUGCGCUUGCCUGUGUCUGCAAACGGGGCUAGCGCCUUCCCCGAGGCCACUAGUUAGUGUCUGAGUGCACAUCUAUCCUCCCGAAUCAAAUCGGAUUAUUUAAAGCCCAGUAUGAGAAGGGAGCAGGAGGGAGGGAGUUUGUUACAAUGGCCAUAACCUCAAAAUUCCUUCUACAUUUACAUUUACGUCAUUUAGCAGACGCUCUUAUCCAGAGCGACUUACAAAUUGGUGCAUUCACCAUUCAUUUUUUUUUAAGGGGGCGGGGGGGUAGAAGGAUUACUUUAUCCUAUAGUCUACACAAAUGUAUCACAAGGCCAUCAUAAUGGCAUCCUUUUUUCCCUCUAUCUCUAAAGCCUAAUUGUCCUCGUGUUGGUUCCUGUCUAGUGGAAGAAGAGAUUAAGGUGGAGAAAGCUCCAGCUCCAGUCAAAAAGGAGGCUCCCGUGCCCGUGGAAACGAAAGCCCAGGAUGGUGCUGCCCCCCCAGCCACCACCUCAACCAGUGGCAAAAAAAAGAACUCUGCCAAGAAGCAGAAGACUGAGCAUAGUAAGGAUGAUGAAGACUUACUGAUACUGCUGUGUAAUCAGAGCAGGUUCAGAGACAUUGUUCGAAGCUGCUAGCAGAAAGCAAAACAAAUUUUACUCUGCCUAUUUUUUAAAAUUAAAUCCUUGGGCCCACUAUCUCAAUUUGUGUGCCUUGGCUGGCCCCAAAUAUGACAAUGUGUUUCGGUCUCCACCAGGCCAAGUGGAUGAUGUCCAGCCUGACUCUGCAGCUCCUGCUAACCACCAUGGUGAUGCGCCCUCCAAGGGGAGUGUCAAGAAACAGAAGAACGAGAUGGAUAAAGGUGAGAAACCUACACUCCAAAAUAUAGCUACUAUACCAUGUUUAAAGCUGACAUAUGAACAAUUACAUUUUAUAAAUCUAUUUACACUGCACCCUUCUAUUCCACUCCGCUGCCAUGCAACACUUGUAUAACACAUCAUAGUUCAUCCUCUGCAUGUAUGUGUGUGUAUUUGUAGAGAACUCUGAGGUGAAGCUGAAGGAGCUGCUUUUGGGCCUGGGCAGUCUGGCCUUGUCACAGGCAGAGGCUGUCAGUGUGGUCACUGUGCUUAAAGAGAAGAACCCGUCUGCCCUGGACGCUUGGCAGAAGUCUGCAGCUAAGGCUGACCCCUCAUCCCUGGAGAGAGAGAGGCUCCUCACCACUCUGCAGGAGGAGGCCUCCAUCGCCAAGGACAAGGUCCAGCAGCUCAGCAAGGUGCAGCUAUACAGACUCAUAAUAUAACCUGAAGAUACCGGUACAAUAAUACAUAUCCAUUGACUACAUCACUGGUUGAUUACCUGUGGACUCUGGCCAUGGCUGGGUGGCAUUUCAUUCCAAUACUGAUCCGCUGCCGUUUCUGCCCUUUCCUGUGUUAGGAGCUGCAGCAGGAGAAGCAGAAGACUGUGAGAGUGGAGGCUGUUCUGAGGGACCAGCGUGGGGCACUGGAGAAGGAGCUGAAUGUCAUGCAGGCUAAAUCCCAGGGAGAGCUCCAGGGCAUGCAGAUGAAGGUGACCACCAUCCACCACUCUGAUACCUUUACUAAAACAGGCCAAACCUCAACUUCCAUCACCUUUUACUAUCAUGCUUUAUACUCCAACGUCAGUCCUGAGGCAGCAUAGACGAGUGUUUGUCUGAUGCUGUAUGUUCGGUGGUACUGACUCCCAGUGUUGUGUACUCUGUAGUUCCAGAAGCUGAGGGAGCAGCUGGAGGGUCAGAUCGCCAGGCUGCAGCAGGAGAACGGCAUCCUGAGAGACGCAGUCAGCUCUGCCACCAACCAGAUGGAGAGCAAGUGAGUGCCACCUCCCAGCCAUCUGUUCCUAGAUUGUAAAGAUGUUAAGGUCUUUGAUUGGUAUUGUAUCGCACUGUAGGAAUACUAGUUGCCUUUGAGGCAUGGAUGAGUGUGUGGGUUGUAAUAGUGGUUGUGGUGUGCAUGGCAGGCAGUCGUCGGAGCUGAACCAGCUGCGCUCAGAGUACUCUGGUCUGAUGAAGGAGCUGGCGGAGAACAACAACAAGCUGCAGCAGGAGGAGCACCAGAGGAAGUCGCUGGAGGUCAACUACAAGCAGAACGUGUCUCAGCUGGAGGUAUGCUGUCUGUCAGGGGAGGGGCCGUGCCUCACACAGGCAUCUUAUUUAGUUAUUCACUAGGCUGCCCAACAGAGAUUAAACACAAAGGAAUCUCUCCUUCAUGGUGAGACCUGGACUGGACUAUUUAGGGUUUCUCACUGUAACCAUGGGAGGGCCUGUGUGUGUCCGUCCGUCCGUCCUGGGGGGGGGGCUGGGUGGUGUGUAAUAGAACAGGGAAGUGGAGGAUUGUGUUGGCUCAGGAAGUGGGGCAGUUUGAAGCUUUGUGCUCAGUAUAAACACUGCUUCCCUGCAACAGACACCCAGGUCUGCCUUUCCUGUGUUAUCACCAUAACCACAGUACAGUGAGCGGGAUUGUGAGAGGUUGUGUCAGUGUAUGUACACUGUUAAAGUGCCAAGUGUUGUGUGUUGUCCCGUGGUCACCAGGCUCAACUGCAGGAAGCUAAGCGCCGCUGGGACGAGCUCCAGAACUACCUCCACAAUGUCAACGCAGAGAGGGAGAAACUUCAUGCUGCUAAAGAAGGUGAUCACAGAGAAUCGAUAAACAGACCUCUGAAACUCAAGCUAAUGCACCACCCAUUGUCAAUAUGUAACAAAUGUUACAUAUGACGAAUGUGAUAUGACUGGGUCUGGUGUCUCUCCUCUCUCAGAGCUGCAGAGCCAGCUGCUGGCGGUGGAGACAGAGAUGAGCAACAAGAACAAGGAGAUCCAGACGCUGCACAGCAGCCUGACCGACACCAUCGUGUCCAAGGACCAGGUGGAGCAGAAGGUGAUGCAGCUGCUGGAGGUGUCCCAGCACAGCCUGACUGACAACUCAGCGCAGGUCCAGGUAGGGGAACACAGCCCGUAUUGUUGUGAUGUGGAUAACAAUAACACGUUCCCUAGUGUGUACACUCACCAAUGAUUUACAGUUGACUGUUAAACUUGGAUGUUAUAGUUAUUGUGCCAGGUGUGAACAGGACUUCACACUCAAACCAUUCGGAAACAAGGGAGAGGGGUAGUUAAAAAGGGGAAACCGGUUUAGUUGAGAGACUACGGGAUAAAACAAUACGCUUCUUCUUAAAUAGGCCAAAUAUCUGAAGUAUUUUUGUAUUUAUAUUUUUCAUAUUCUGGUAUGCACUGAAAAGAACAUCCUUUUUAUCCUGACAGGAUCUCCUGAAUGAAAACAGUGGCCUUCAGGCCCAGAUUAAGACUCUGCAGGCCCAGUUGAGCUCACAGGUAUGGACCAACAUGUUUCACCCUUUAGUUCAUCAACAAGAGUUAAUGUUUCUAUGUAUAUGUGAGUGUGUUGUGACCACGGUCUUCUCUCCUCUUUCAGGCCUCUACUGUCUCCCACUUUGAGGAGCUCCAGAAGCUGUAAGUGUUUACACGUUUGAUAUGAAUCCCCACCCCACUUGCACAUCUGUGUAGCCUGAUCCUUGAAUGUCCUUCAGUUCCAUAUAAUGUCCUCUUUGACUCUUGUCCCUGUCCUAUGGGUUUUGUUGCUGACUGUGUCCAGGCUGGCUGAGAAGGAGCUGCAGAGGAAGAGUCUGGAGGACUCCCUGAAUGGCGAGAGGAGCAGUGGCGCCAGCAGGGAAACUAACAUGCAGGUACCUACAGUAAAACUCUGUAAUACUGUCUAAACCCCCAUUAUUACACCAGCCCUGUAAAAUACGGUCUGUUAACCGGAUGGAAUGUGUUGAGCUGUAGGAAUGCUGCUCACAGUACAGUGGAUUGAUUUGAGGGCUUACUAUAAAUGGAAUGUAUUUCUUUGUGAAGCAUAGUAGCUAGUACAGUUAUAAAACAGAACUAUGAUAAUCCCUUUGGGCCGCCUUUGUUCAUUAAACAAAGUAAAUUAGCUGAAAAUGGUCAUUAGGAUAAAGAUAUCAAACUAUUACUGUAGACCUAAAUGCAUACUGUCAAAUUAAUAGUGAUUUCUACUUUGUAUGAGCUGAAUGUUGUUGACUCUGGGCUUCCUGCCCUCACCCUCCUCUCUUCUCUCUCCUCCACAGGCCAUGCACAAUGAGAACAUGUCACUGAAGCUAGAGCUCCAGAAACUGCAGACUCAGAUCUCUGAACAGGUCAGAAGUGAAACGCCUGUUUUCAUAGAUGGAACUCCUGCUGUGAUCUACCAGUCCCUCAGUAUGCAUAACUCUCUGACACACCCUCUCCCUCCUCCUCUCCCCAUCUAGACUGCUUCUCAGCUGGCCUUGGACCAGUUCCAGAGGAGGUAUGUGAGAACGGAGAGCAUUAAGACCACACCAGAAAACAAUGCUAUACUUCACGUUGACCCUGUCUCACUGUGUCUGUCUUUGUGUUGUCCCCCCCCCCCCCCCCACACACACUCACACAGUUUCCAAGAGAGGGAGGAGAACAUCAAGACUGUGGAGGACCUGCUGAAGAUGGGGCUGAUUGAGGUGGCCAAUAAGGAGGAGGAAUUGAAGGUGAGCAGGGGUCAAGGGUCAGGGGAAUGAGCUUGAUUAGGUCACCACAUAUCACCGUUUUGAUCGUGCAUUGUGUAGACAAAAAUUAUGUUGAAGUGUUUGAAAUCAAAUUGCUUUCUCUGUCAGACUGUAAGACAAGAGAAUGAGGCUCUGAAACAAGAGAUGGAGGCUUUAAAGCAGCAGACUACUGAACAGGUAAGUGUACACACACACACACACACACACUUCUUUCCCACACGGAUCUGCUGUGUCUUUUUAUUUUGCUAGUCUCAACCCCUUUCCCUCAUGGAUUCUCCCUCUUUCUUUUAUUCCGCUUGUCUUUUCCUACUCUCAGACGAUAGUGGACGCACUACAGAGCAAGUAAGUCGAUGAAAAGACCACUUUUCCCCGUAUUAACUGAUAUGAAACAGCUUGCCAUAUUCAUGGACAGUUUUGUCGUUCUGUGUUUCAAGGAUCCAAGAGAAAGAUGAGCAGAUUAAGUCAAUGGAGGAGAGCCUACAGACAGCACAGGCGAGUGACUCCAGCAAUGGGAUGACCAUUAAGGUGUGUGUUUAUAGUCCUAUUUUUACACACUCGCUCUCUCCUCCUUCUCUCGCUCUCUCCUCCUUCUCUCGCUCUCUCCUCCUUCUCUCGCUCUCUACUCCUUCUCUCUACUCCUUCUCUCGCCGAUCCUCACUCCUUCUCGCUCUCUAUUCCUUCUCUCGCUCUCUACUCCUUCUCUCGCUCUCUCCUUCUCUCGCCCUCUCCUCCUCUCGCUCUCUCCUCCCUCUCGCUCUCUUCCUUCUCUCCUCGCUCUCUUCCUUCUCUCCUCGCUCUCUUCCUUCUCUCCUCGCUCUCUUCCUUCUCUCCUCGCUCUCUUCCUUCUCUCCUCGCUCUCUUCCUUCUCUCCUUGCUCUCUCUCUCCUCGCUCUCUUUCCUCGCUCUCUCUCUCCUCGCCUCUCUCUCCUCCUCAUCGCUCUCCUCUCCUAGCUCUCCUUCCUACCUCGCUCUCCUCCUCCGCGCGCGGUCUCUCAGCGCUUCUCCUCCCUUGCUCUCUCUAUCCUCGCGCUCUCCGCUUCAUCGCGACUUCUCUCUCUCCUAGCGCUCUCUCUCUCUCUCCUCGCGCUCUCUCUCUCUCCUCGCGCUCUCUCUCUCUCCUCGCGCUCUCUCUCUCUCCUCGCGCUCUCUCUCCUCGCGCUCUCUCUCCGCUAGCUCGCUCUCUCCUCGCUUCUUUCUCUCCUCGCUCCUCUCUCUCCUCGCUCUCUCUCUCCUCGCUCGCUCUAUACUCGCUCGCUCGCUCUUCCUCGCUCGCUCUCUCCUAGCUCUCUCACUCUUCUCGAUCUCUCGCCUCAUUCUCUCGCUCUCUCCUCCUUCUCUCGCUCUCUCAUCAUUCUCUCGCUAUCUCCUCCCUCUUCCUAUCUUUCCUUCUUUACUCGCUCUUCCUUCUCUUCCUAGCGAUAUAUCAUCGCGAUUCUCCUAGCGCUCUCUCUCCUCCGCUUCUAUCCUCGCGCUCUCUCUCCUCGCGCUAAAUCUCCUCGCUCUCUCUUGUCCUCGCUCUAUCUCUCCGCGAUCGCUCUCUAUCCCUCACUCUAUCUAGAAUCGCUAUCUAUCUCUCUUCGCUCUCUUCUCCUCGCUCUCUCUCUCGCUUCACUCUUCCUCUCGCUCUCUCCUCACUCUCUCCUCCUCGAUCACUCGCCUCCUUCUCGCUCUCUCUCCGCCUCGCGCUAUCUCUCGCUCUUCUCUCCUCAGGGUUGCUUUCGCCUCUCGCUCCCCCAAUCCCCUUAUACCUCAUCCCUCUCCGCCGUCGCUCUUCUCUGCGCCUCCCUCUCCUCCCGCGAUCCCUCUUUCCUCCCUCUGCUCUCUAUCUCGCUCGAUAGUCUCGCAUCGCUCGGCGCCGCCCGAGCGAGACCGGGCGCGCCGCCGAGCGCGCGCAGUAGAGCGCGCGAAGCUGCGAGCGGGCAGCCCCCGGCCCGCGCAGCCCGCGCUCGCUCAGCCAAAGCGGCGCCUCCCACGCCGUCGCCCGCCAAAUGGAGCGCGCCUACCAAGCGAGGCCUAACACGCGCUGUCGCAUAACACGCUCCUCGAAGACCACUCUAUCUCCUCCCACUCUCGCUCCGCCCACUCUCUCUCCUCCACUCUCUCGCCUUUCUCUCCUUUCUCUCCUUUCUUCAUUCCUCUCUCUCUCUCCUCACGCUUCUCGCUCCCCUCUUUCUCGCCCCUCCUUUCUCUCAUUCUUUCCUCAUUCUAUUGCCUCCUUCUCGCUCUCUCUCCUUCUCUCUCGCCUCCUUCUCGCUCUCUCCCCCUACUCUAUCUCAUCUCGCUCUCUCCUCCUUUUCUCUCUCCUCUCGCUCUCUCCUCCGUUUCUCCCCUAUCUCUCUCCGCUUUGCUCUCUCCUCUCUCUCUCUUCUUUUCCCCCCCCCCACCCCUUUUCUUUCUCUCCUCCUUUUAUCUCUCUCUCUCCUCUCUCCGCUCUUCUCUCGCUUUUCCUCUACACUCCUCCUAGCUCUCUCUCUCCUCGCUAUCACUCUCCUCGAUCUUCGCUCUCCUCUUCUCUCUCUCUCCUCUCUCUCGCUCUCUCCUUGCUCUCCUCCUUGCUCCCUCUCCUUCUCUCUCUCUCUCCUCCUUCUGUCUCAUUUUUUCUCUCUCCUCCUUAUGUCUAUCUAUAACCUCGCUCUCCUCUCAUAUCAUCCUGUCUCUCACUCUCCUCCUCUCUCUCUUUCUCUCUGCCUCUCCUCUCUUCUCCCCUUUUCUUCCUCUCUCUCUCCUCCUUUUCUCACUCCUCCUUCUCUUCCUCUCUCCUCCUUCUCUUCCUCUCUCCUCCCUCGCUCUCUCCUCCCUCGCUCUCUCCUCCCUCGCUCUCUCUUAUCUCCUCCGCUCUCUCCUCCUCCUCGCUCUUAUAUCUCAUCCUGCUUAUCUCCUCCUCGAUCUCUCUCCUCUCUCUCUCUUUAUCUCUGCCUAUCCUCUAUCUCACUCUUUUCCUCUCGAUACACUUAUAUUCCUCUUCUCUCUUCUUUUCUCUCUCAUCCUUUAUCUUCCUCUCGCCUCCCUUGCGCUUCCUCCUCGCUCUUCCUCCCUCGCCUCUCUCUAAUCUCUUGCUCUCUCAUCCCUCGCUCUCCUGAUCUCCUCCGAUCUCUCCUCCUCCUCGCUCUCUCUCUCUCGCGCUCUAUGUCCUCCUCCGCUCUCUCAUCCUCUCUAUUAAGCUUCUGUCUCUCUCCUCCAUCUCUAUAUCCUCUCUCUAUUCAGCUUCCUGUCUCUCUCCUCCUCUCUCUAUCCUAUCCUCCUCUCUCUCAUCCUCGCUCUUCCCCAAUCACUUUCUAUCUCGCGCUCUCUCCUCCUUUUCUCUCUCCUCCCUCAACGAUCCCCCCUAGAUUCUCGCAUCAUCCCUACACGCGCUCCUUCCCCUCGCUCUCCUCCCUAUCGCUCUCCUCCUCUCGCUCUCCUCCUCUCGCUCUCCUCCCUCUCGAGCUCCUCCCUCGCGAAUCUCCUCCCUCUCGCUCUCCUCGCUCUCGCUUCUCCUACGCUCUCGCUCUCCUUAGCUCUCGAUCUCCUCCAUAUCGAUAUCCUCACUCGCUCUCCUCCCUCUCUUCUCCCUCCUCCCUCUUCUCUCCUCGCUUCUCUAUCUCCCUCAUGGUCUAGUCUCCCUCCCCUCUCGCUCUUCACUCCUCUGCUCUCUCCUCCGUCUCUUCCUCUCUCCUCCGUCUCUUCCUCUCUCCUCCUUCUCUUCCUCUCUCUUCCUCUCUCCUCCCUCGCUCUCCCCCUCCUCGCUCUCGCUCUCCUCCCUCUCGCUCUCCUCCCUCUCGCUCUCCUCCCUCUCGCUCUCCUCCCUCUCGCUCUCCUCCCUCUCGCUCUCCUCCUCUCGCUCUCCUCCCUCUCGCUCCCUCCCUUCUCGCUCUCCUCCUCGCGCUCUCCUCCUUCCCUCUCCCUAUCUCUCCUACCUCUCCCUCUGCUCUCCCCCAUCUUUCCCAACCUCCCGCCUUCUCAAACUCCCACAUCCUCGCUAUCUCACCUCUCGCUCUCCACCUCUCGCCUCUUCUCUUUUCCCCUCUCUCUCCCCCUCUCUCUCAUCCUACUCGCUUCUCCCUACUCUCGCUCUCGCGAGGAUCCUCCCUUCGCUCUCCUUCACUCUCCUCACUCUCCCUCUCUAUCCUCGCUCUCGCUCUCUCCUCGCUCCUUUCUCCUUCUCUCUCCUCCCUCUCUCCUCCUUCUCGCGCUCUCCUCGCUCGCUCUCUCUUUCUCGAUUCCGCCUAUCUCUACUCAUGUUAUCUCUCCUCUCUCUCCCUCUCUCGCUCUACUACUGUCUCUCUUCUCGCCUCUCCUCCUUCUGUCUCUCUCUCCUCCCUCUCUUUCUCUCUCCCCUUCUCUUCUCUCUCGCGUCGCGUCUUGCUUCCUUCUCUCUCCCCUUCUCUUCCUCUCUCCUCUCUCUCCUCCCGUCUCUCUCCUCCCUCUCCUCCCGUCUCUCUCUCUCCCGUCUCUCUCCUCCCUCGCUCUCCUCCCUAGCUUUUUCUCCUUCAUCGCUCUCUCCCCUCACUUCUCCUCUUCUCUCACUCUACCUUUCUCAUCUACUCCCUUCUCUUUCUCUCUUCUAAUAAUCCUUUUCUCUUACCCUAUUUUCUUCUUCCCCUCUUCUGUAUCUCUCCUCCCUCUGUUUCCUCUUUCUUUCUCUCCUUCUCUCUUGUCUCCUCGCUCUCUCGCCUCCUCCUUCUCGCUCUUUCGCCUCCUCCUUCUCGCUCUCUCGCCUCUUCCUUCUCGCUCUCUCUCCUCUCCUCCUUUUCUCUCUCCUCGCCUCUCUCAUCUCCGCUCCUUCCCUUCUCUCUCCUCUCGCUCUCUCUCUCUCUCCUCUCGCUCUCCUCCUUUUCUCUCUCUUUCAUCUUCUCCUUCUCUCUCCUCCUUCUGUCUCCUUUUACUCUCUUACCUUCUAUUCCGUCCUUUUCUCGCUUCUCCCCCCUCGCUCGCUCCCCCCCGCUCUCUACAUCUCUUCCUCGUAUUCCUCCUUAUGUACUCUCUACUCCCCCCUCGAUCUUCCCCCCCUUCGCUCUCCCUCUCCACCUCUCGCUCUCUCCCCUUCUCUUCCGCUCUCUCCUCCUUAUGUCUAUACUAUCCUCCCUCGCUAUUCCCCUCGCUCACUUCUCUCCUCCUUCGCUCCUCCUCCUGUUUCUCUUCUCUUCGCCCUCUCCUCUCUCUCCCUUCUUUCCUCUCCUCUCUCUCCCUCUCUUCUCUCCUCUCCUCUCUUCAUCUCUCCUUCCCGCGCCUCUCCCUCCCAUCCUCUCCUCCCUCCGCUAUACUCCCUUCGCUAUUCUCCCGCUCUCUCCUCGCUAUCCCACCUCCUCGCCUCUCCUCGCUCUCUCUAGUUAAUAUCGAGAUGGAGAAUAUAUGAUACCAUACUGCGAGCGUUGGGGUGUGAAGAACGAUAGCGAUACAUAAAGGAGAGAAUCAGAAAUAGAGAGUCUAAGUAAGCGAGGAGGUCAGCGAGUAAGAAAGAUAGAGAGGAGAGAUCCGCGCGAGAAUAGCUACAGCCAAGCAUCGGAAGCACAGAUCAAGAGCGGCGCCGAAAGGCGCCCACUGCCAGCCUUCUCACCUCUGCUAUCAAAACAUCCUCGCUCUCUACCUCCGCGCUAUCUAAACCUACUCGAGCUAGGCGACUCUCUCUAUAUCCUUUCUCUCUCACUCUCUCUCAGACUCUAGCAUAGACUACAAUACGAUUCAGCGAUUAUACUACUAUAGAGUAAGAAUCUCCGCUCGAGAAGAUGAUAUCGAUAGAGAAGAGAGUUCGCGCUAUAAUCGCUCUUUUAAUAAUCUAUUAUACUCCCUAUCUAGAAUAAUGAUCGAAGAGCUAAGUAGAGAGAUAGCGUACUCUCGAUAUGCCAAUGUUUAUCUCUAUUACUCGCUUAUAGAUAUAAGCAUGGCAGAUAAAGCUCAAGCGAGGCCAGAGAGAUUAUAGUACGAAGGGCUAGAGCCUGCGAUAUCAGGUACGCAGUCUGUAUCGCUAGACGCCACUCGUCUUUCUCUAUCACAAUUAGAUUCCUCUCUCUCUUCUCGCUAUUGCUCAUUCUAUCUCCCAUUCUCUUCCUCUCUCAUACUCUCUCCUCAGUCUCUCUACUCCCGUCUCUUCCCCCUCGCUUCCUCCCUAGACUUUCUCCUCCCUCGCUCUCUCCCCUCACUCUCCCUUCCUUUCUCUCACUCUCCCUCCCCUUCUCUUCUCCUUCCUUAAUCUCUCUCACUACUCCUUUCUAUAUUCCCAUUUUUUCUAUUCCCCUCUUCUGUCAUCUCUCCUCCUAUGUCUCCUCUUCGUUCUCUCUUCUCUCUUGUCUCCUUCCGAUCUCUAGCCUUCAUACUUCUCGAUUCUUAGAAUACUCCUUAUAGAGAUCUCUACUAUACUCAUUUCCUCUUCAUCGCCUUCCGUCUCUCUCCUCUCGCUCUAUCCUCUCUCUCCUCUCGCGCUUCUCUCAUCUCGCUCUCUCUCUCUCCUCUCGUCUCACUCCUUUUCUCUCUUUCUCUCUCUCUUUUCUCGCCUCCUUCUGUAUCCUUUCUCUAUCCCCUUCUAUUCCGUCUCCUUUCUCGCUAUCCCCUCGCUCUCUCCCUCGCUCUCUCCACCCCCCUAUAUGGUCGCUUCUCUCACCCCCCCGCUCUCUCCCUUCUCUUCUCUCUCUCUCAUGUCUACGCUCCUUCCCCCUCGCUCUCUCCCCCCUCGCUCUCCUCUCCCCCUCGCUCUUCCCCUUCUCUUCCGUCUCUCAUCCUUAUGUUAUCUUACCUCCUCGCUCUAUCCAAUAGACUUUACUAUAAUAAUUUAGUCACUCUAAUGUAUCUUUAUAUAUCUGACAUUUCUCUACUAUAUACACUUUCUUCAGAUAUCCCUCUCAUCUCACACUUACUUACUAUCUACUCCUUCUCUUCAUCUCUAAUACUUCUCUUCUCUCUCCUCCCUCGCUCUCUCACAUACUCGAUCUCAUCCCUCUCGAUCGAGCCUAUCGCUUCUCAUAAUAUAAUAUAUCCUCGCUCUCCCACCCCUCGCUCUCUCCUCCUCUCUUUCUCUCCUACUUUCUCCUCCUCUCCUUUCUCAUAUACUAUCAUCCUCCUCUAUCAUCCGCCUACUCGCUCUCCCCACUCUCCGCUUAUCCUCCCUCUCGCUGCUCCUACAGCUCGCUAUCCUCCCUUGGCUUAAUCCCUCUCACUAUAUUCAUCCCUCUCCCUCUAUUACAUCCCUAUCCUCUCUUACCUCCCUCUCCCCUCUCUCCUCCGCUCUCCCACCUCCUCGCUCUCCCACCUCCUCGCUACUCCCACCUCCUCGCUCUCACCUCUCCCUCUCUCUACUCUCUUCUUUCGCUCUAUCUCUCCUCACUCUCUCUAUCCUCCUCGCUCUCCUCCCUCUCGCUAUCAUGCUAUCCAUCCGUCUCGCUCUCCCUUCUCCCUAUCUCUACUCGCUCUCGUAUCUCAUUGCCUUUUUCCUCUCUCCUCCCUCUCUCUCCUCCUUCUCGCGCUCUCCUCACUCGCUCUCUCUCCUCUCGCUCUCCUCCUUUUCUCUCUCUUCCUCGCUUCAUCUCUCUCAUAUGCGAUCUCUCUCCUCCUCCCCUCUCUCGCUCUCCUCCUUUUCUAUCUCACAUCUAUAUCUCCGCCGUUCGUCUCUCUCUCCUCCACUCUCGUCUCUCUCCCCUUCUCUUCCUCUCUCUCUUCUCGCUCUUUGAUCCUUCUCUCUCUUCCUCUCCUCUCCUAGCCUCAUGUAUCUCUCCUCCCGCUCUCCCCAUAGGCUUUCUCCUCAAUCGCUCCUUCCCCUGCUCUAUCCCAGCUCACUCUCCCUCCUCCUUCUAACCUCCUUCCUUCUAGCCCUCUCUCCACUUCUUUCUCUCUUCCCAUCUUUUCUCUCUCCCUGUUCUGUUAUCUCUCCUCCCAUGUCUCCUCUUUCUUUAUAGCCUUUUCUCGUGUUUCCUUCUCGCUCUCUAGCCUCUCCUUCUCGGCUUUCUCUCGCCUCCUAUUCUCGCUCUCUCGCCUCCUCCUUCUCGCUCUCUCGCUCUCUUCUCGCUCUCUAGCCUCCUCCUUCUCGCUUCUCUCUCCUCCUCCUUUUUCGCCUCCUCUCGCUCUCAUCUCUCUCCUCCGCUUCCUCUCUCUCUACUCUACGCUCUCUCCUCCUUUUCUCUCUCUUCCUCUCUAUCCUACACUUCUCCUUCUCUCUAUCCUCUGUCUCCUUUUCUGCACUACCCUUCUCUUCGUAUCCUUUUCUCUCUCCCCUUCUCUUAUCUCUCGCCUCUCUCGCUCUCCUCUCUCGCUUCUCCCUCUCUCUCCUCUCUCGCUUUCCUCCGCUCCCCUCCCCCUCCUCUCUCCCCUGCUCUAUCCCUCCCGCGCUCUCCACUUAUCUUCCUCCCUCCUCCUUUGUCUAUCUCGCCUCCCCUCGCUCUCUACCCCCUUCGCUUCCUCUCCCCCGCUCUCUCCCCCUCGCUCUCUCCCAUUCUCUCCGCCUUCUCCUCAUUAUGUCUAUCUUCCCCCUCGAUCUCUCCCACGCGCCUCUCCCUCGAUCCUACCCUCGAUUUCUCUCCUCCUUCGCUCACUACUCCUGUCUCUUUCUCUCUGACCUCUCUACUCUCUUCCCUUAUCUUCCUCUCUCCUCUCUCAUCCCCCCUUAUAUUCUCUAUCCUACUUCUCUCUCUCUCCCUCCUCGAUCUCCUCCACUCUCGAUCAACCAUCCCCCCUCUCCUCUCCUCCCCCCGCUAUCCAACUCCUCGCUCUAUCCUCGCUUCUCUCCUUUCUCCUAUCUCUCCUCCAUCCUCAUACCCCUCCUCGCUCUCCUCGACUCUCCUCCCUCUCGCCUCCCGCUCUCCUCUCUCUCGCUCUACGCUUCCUCCCUAUCGCUAUCCUCCCUCUCGCUCUCCUCCCCUCUCCCUCUCCCUCCCUCCUAUCCUCGCUCUCCACCUCUCGCUCCGCUCCCUCUCUCUUUCUCCUCUCUAUCCUCCUGGCUCUCACCAUCUAACACUCCUCCCUCUCGCUCAUCCUCUACUCCAUCUCGCUCUCCUACAUCUCCCACCUCCUCGCUCUCUUUCUCUCUCUCUCCUCCUUUCUAUCGCUCUCCUCACUCGCCUCGAAUCUCUCGCUCUUCCUCCUUUUCUCUCUCCUUACUAGCUCCUCCUCUCAUAAUGUCUAUCUUCCUAUCUCCUCCCUCUCUCGCUCUCCUCCUUUUCUCUCUCCUUCUCUCUCUCCUCCUUCUGUCUCUCUCCUUCCUCCCCUCUCUUUCCUCUCUCCUCUUUCUGACUCCUUUCUCUCUCCCCUUCUCUUCCUCUCUCUCUUCUCGCUCUCUGCUCCUUCUCUCCCCUCUCUUCCUCUCUCCUCUCUCUCCUCAUGUCGCUCUCCUCCCUAGCUUUCUCCUCCCUCGCUCUCUCCCCUCGCUCUCUCCUCCUUCUCUCACUCCUUCUCCUCCUUCUCUCUCCUCCUUCUGUCUCCUUUUCUCUCUCUGCCUCUCCUCUCUCUCUCCUUCUCUACCUCUCUCUCUCCUCCUCCUUUCUCUCUUCCCCUCUUUUCUCUCUUCCCCUCUUCUGUCUCUCUCCUCCCUCUGUCUCUCCUCUUUCUUUCUCCUUCUCUCUUGUCUCCUCGCUCUCUCGCCUCCUCCUUCUCGCUCUCCUCCCUCUCGCUCUCCUCCCUCUCCUCCCUCUCGCUCUCCUCCCUCUCCUCCCUCUCGCUCUCCUCCUUCUCGCUCUCCUCCUUCUCGCUCUCCUCCUUCUUCUCUCCUAACGCUCUCGCUCGCCUCCCUGUAUCUUUAUAUUCUUCUGUCUCUCUCUACUCCUCUCUCUCCGCCUCUCUCUCCUCCGCUCCCUCUCUCCUCCUUCUGUUCUCUCCCCGCUAUCGUCUGCUCGUGUCUCUCUCACUCCUGACUAUCUCUACACUCUCUCUGCUCCCGCUCUCAUCUCAAACUCCUGUCUCUCUCACCUCCCUAAAGCUCCUCUCCUCUCUAUCGCCUAAUUCUCGCUCUUCCUCGAUAAUCUAUUCCUCUCUCCUUCUGUUCAUCGAUGUCCUCCUCUGAACUCUAAUUAUAUCUCUCCCCCUUAUCUCUCUCCUAACGCGCUCUUUCUCAUGCUCUCAUUCACUCUCCCUCUCAUGUCUCCCGUCCCUCCUACUCGCUCUCCCCCGUUCUCUCUAUUCUCCUGCUAUCUCCCCUCUGUCUCUAUCAUCUGUCCCGCUCUCGCUCUCCCCCCCGUCUCUCAUCCUCUUUCCUAUCUAUCACCCGGCUCUCACCGCUCUACUCUCUCUCUCUCCUCCCGCUAUCUCUCCUCCUUCUCUCCUCUCUCUCUCCUCCCGCUCUCUCCUUCUCCUGUCGCUCUCCUCCCUCUCUCUCUCUCCUCCUCCGGUUUCUCUCUCUCUCUCUAAGCUGUAUGUCAGCAACAUCAUCAUAUGGUACUCUGCAUUUUGUUUUGUGAUUUUUUUCAAUCCCAGAUUUGUAACAAAUGUGAAAAUAACAUUUUAAUAACAUGUUACUCUUUUGGUUCUAGACUGUGCUGUGUUUCCCUGCUGGGUGUUUGAUGUGACCCUAUGUUGUAUGUGUUGUCCCUGCAGUCUCUGGAGCAGCAGGUGGUGGGGCUGGAGCAGCUGAGACAGAAGGAGGCUGAGGACACCACCAGUGCCAGCAACCAGCUCCUAGAACUACAGACACAGUAAGCCUCCUGUCUAUCCCUCCACUCUGUCCUACUCGAUUACUGCAUUGUACCCUGAGAAGUUAGACUAACACACAGUCUCUGUUGCAGGCUUGCUGCUAAGGACCAGGAGAUCCAGACACUACAGAGUGAGUUGGAGGCGAGGGCCAAGGAGGUGAGCGACAAGGUGCAGGAGCUACAGCAGCAACAGGUGAGGGAAUAGGUGAAAACAGUUCAUUGGUCAUCUGUACUGGAGAAGGAGAAAAAUAAUAAGAGUUAAGUAACUGACACACAACUUUUUUCUUGUUAUAGCAAACCCACACAGAGGCCCCAAGCCCAGAACUGCUGACAGUGUGAGUCACUGCAAUACUUCACAGAAUUCCCUUCAGUAUACAGUAGGUGUCCCUUGGCAUGGGGCUACCCAGCAGCGUUGUGCUUGGUAGUGGUGGUAAUGUAUGUGUCGUGUUCUGUCCUCCAGAUUGGCAGAGAAGGAGAAGCAGGUGUCUGAUCUCCAGGGAGAGCUGGCUAAGCUGAGGGAGUCCCUGGAGCUUCACAGGAACAAGAACAACGUAGGUGUCCUGUCCUGUGCUGCAGACAGUCCUGCUGCUUCCCCAGCCCACACCCACACUACCUACCUCUCCAGUCUAGCCCUGAGAUACAUCUGCAGACCUCAUCCUCUAUGUGCUCUGCUAAACCAGGGGUUCCAAACCUCUCCUCGGGUACCCCUAGCCAUUUUAUGGAUGUUAACUAUUCCAGAGCUAGCACACCUGAUUCAACUUGUCAACUAAUUAUCAAGCCCUUGACUAGGUGAAUCAGAUUAGUUAGUUCAGGGCUACAACAAAAUUGCGAAAUGUCUGGGGAUCCCAUAGGAAAGGUUUGAAAACCACUGCCCUAAACCACACCCCUCAGUGAUGUCAUCUACCCAUGCAUCUGCAGUCCUGUGCACCUCUGCUUCAUCUGAACAAUCUCCCUAUACUCAUUUUCCCAAGUGGUUAAGUUGCAUUUUGUCUGACUAUGAAUGGAAUUAAUUAAGCUACUUGAAACUAUUCAAGUCAAUGAUUGAUCUACUAUUACAUUUUAGUUCUGUUAAUUUGCAAUUCCACGCUUAUGUUGGCUUUCUACAAUCAAACAGCACAGUUUUUAGGGUAGUCAGUCUACUCUGCUCUGUUCACAAGGAGUGCCUAUUCCUGUAUCUGCGUGUGAAUGCUCCGGGGCAUAACAACAGCCUUGUUUUACAGACCAAGACCUACCUUGUUGACUAGCUCUAUAUUAUGUAAUUUGGCUUUUCCUGUCUAGGCACAUUUGACUUUUUUGGCAGUCAGCUCCAGCUCUCAUUCUUCAGAUUCUUUCAGUGUCUAUCUCAAAGACCUCUACUGAGUGACUAGCUGUUUCACUGUUUGUUUUUGCCAAUACAAUUUAGUGGCCGAUCCUUUUAAAGACUCAAUGGUUAGAUGGGCAACUCAUGUUAAGCUGCGCUUGACACUUAGACUGGUUUACAGGUAAAGUGCAGUGAGGGAGUUCUUUAAACCUAGACUCAGAAACAGCACAGGACAGGACAGCUGUACAGAAAAGCAGAGUAGAGUAGAAAAUAGUUUUAGCUAAUGGUUCUCUGUUCAUCCCUAUAUGAAUUGUGUUUGUGGGUCACUGCAUACUUUUCCCUGAGGCUGAACUGAAAGUGGUAUCUCUCUGAAACUGACCAGGCGCUUCAGGUGAAAAACUGGAGCGCUAUGGAGGCUUUGGCAGCCACUGAGUCAAUGCUUCAGGGGAAACUCUGCAAAGUUCUCAAGGUUCGGACCCUGCUUCCAGUCUGCUUCACUCUAGAUUGAAAACCUGAUUCAUCCCCAAACAGCUAUUGCCAUAAUCGACAAGUCAGAUUACUCCAUUAUUCACACAGAUACUGCUGCAUACUCAUUUCUCCCCUCUUUCUGCACUUUGGACCUGUAUAAUUGGCAGUCUGUCUCCAUUAAGCUAUUCCCCUCAGGAAUUUCAGAAAGACAAAUGAAUUUUGUCAAAUUUUAACACUGCUGUUCUUGAGUUCUGCUUGCUAUUCCGCGCUAGAAUUUGUUGAAGGACACAAUUUGCUUUACUUAUACAGUACAGCUAUAUAUAACUACAUACAUUCCAGUACAAAGUAAAGAAACUGGCAUUUGAAAAUGAGUGACUGACUCCAGAUUUCAUGUAGCUUGAUGGUCAUAAUGAGUUUGUGAUCCAUGAUCUUUGAUGCUCCUCUCACUUCCUGCCAUGUGCUUCCCUCAUUUCCUUUCCCCAAUCCUGCAUGUGUUCCAUUAUACUUUGUGAUGUGUGUAUAUACUGUCAUCAAUACAGACAUCAGCUGCUAGUGAAAUUUUAUUCCAAGAUUUUCUAAAGAAAUUUGAUCCUGCAGAAUUGCAGUUUGCACAUAUUCUGGACAUCAUUUUUAAAUCAGUCAACAUCAUUAUUUUGUGUAAAAUCAUUUUUGAAAAUGUGAUAAAAUAACAAGUGAUACUAUUGAUCACAUUCAGAAAUCGUGCAGUUUGUGUACACCACCACCUUACUGCAUUGACUUAUAUACUGAACAAAAAUAUAAACGCAGCAUUCCACAAUUUCACCGGUUUUACUGAGUUACAGUUCAUAUAAGGAAAUCAAUCAAUUGAAAUAAAUUCAUUAGGCCCUAAUCUAUGGAUUUCACAUGAGAAUGGGAAUACAGAUAUGCAUCUGUUGGUCACAGAUACUGUACCUUAAAAAAAAAAAGGUAGUGGAUCAGAAAAACAGUCAGUAUCUGGUGUGACCACCAUUUUCCUCAUGCAGUGCGACACAUCUCCUUUGCAUAGAGUUGAUCAGGCUGUUGAUUGUGGCCUGUUGAAUGUUGUCCCACUGAGCGAAGUUGCUGGAUAUUGGCGGGAAUUGUAACACGCUGUCGUACAUGUCGAUCCAGAGCGUCCCAAACAUGCUCAAGGUGUGACGUCUGGUGAGUAUGCAGGCCAUGGAAGAACUGGGACAUUUUCAGCUUCCAGGAAUUGUGUACAGAUCCUUGCGACAUGGGGCCGUGCAUUGUCAUGCUGAAACAUGAGGUGAUGGCAGUGGAUGAAUGGCACGACAAUAGCCCUCAGGAACUCGUCACGGUAUCUCUGUGCAUUCAAAUUGCCAUUGAUACGAUGCAAUUAUGUUCGUUGUCCGUAGCUUAUGCCUGCCCAUACCAUAACCCCACCGCCACCAUGGGGCACUCUGUUCACAACAUUGACAUCAGCAAACUGCUCGCCCACACAAUGCCGUACAUGUGGUCUGCGGUUGUGAGGCCGGUUGGACGUACUGCCAAAUUCGCUAAAAAGACGUUGGAGGCGGCUUAUGGUAGAGAAAUGAACAUUAAAUUCUCUGGCAACAGCUCUGGUGGACAUUCCUGCAGUCAGCAUGCCAAUUGCACACUCCCUCAAAACUUUAGGUAUCUGUGACAUUGUAUUGUGUGACAAAACUGCAGAAAUGCUCACUAACAGGAAUGUAAACACAUUUGUGCAAAUCAUUUGAGAGAAAUAAGCUUUUUGUGCUUAUGGAACAUUUCUGGGAUCUUUUAUUUCAGCUCAUGAAAUAUGGGACCAACAUUUUACAUGUUGCGUUUAUAUUUUUGUUCAGUAUAGAAACCAGACAGUAAUAUUGACACAAGCUCCUCUGCUAUAGCUGCUGUUAAUAUCCACCCAGUUGUUUCCUAAGGUUUUUUCUAGUCCUUUUCAUCAGUGAGAAUAUGAUCUGCCAUGACCCUUUGCUUAGCCAUAUGUAUUUAGGGACCCACCAUAGAUCAUAGACUAACAUAUUGCUCUCCUACUAUAAACAGUUGUGGGUGUUCAGUAUAUUUUUGCCACAGCUCUAACACCUAGUGACUCCCUUCUCAUGUCCAUAAAGCAGACGGGGUACAUAGUGAACUGAUUUUCCCAGCAGCUGCCCUCGCCCAUCUUGGUACAGUAAAAAAUUGCCAUAUUUAAGCUGAGUGUUGGAGUUCCUGGACACCUGUUGUGUACGCUCAGGAAAAUGCAUGCUUAUACACAAUCCAAAGCAUAUGUCAUAGCAUAGAUCCCUUUCCCCUUACAACACAAGGUGUUAAUGAGAGUAGAGAUGAAUGUGCCAGCUGUCACUUACAGGAUUCACUCCAUCGGAGGGUAGAUGUGUUAUACGGGACAUCUCUCCUCCUGAGAGUUUCAAGCCCUGUGCAGCUAGUAUGAUUAAUGGUACCAACAAUAUGGGUUUUGUUUGGUGGUUCUUCAUACUGGAAGCAUGUGUGGUGCUCUAUGGAUGUCUGUCUCUGGGAAGAAUGUUAGCUACUUGGGGGCAUUACUGCAACGGAAUGAAUAAGAGUGAAUAUCAUGUUCCUCCUUGAAAGGAGACAAAAAAUCAACUUUGUGAACCUUUGGAGAGCAGGGCGAGGUCUAAAGCUUAAUGAACUUGUCUCGUGGUUGUGUGUGGCUGCUGAACAGUGGGGGUGUAUGAAUACUUGCUUGAAGCACUCUAAAUAAUUGAGCCAUUGAAAAUGUUAGCUGUUUGUUACACUGGAGUGUCGUGGAGAGGGAGUUGAGCUUGUCACAGGCCAUGCUCCUGUAUGCACUCUGAGAUGGGAGGAGUGAAACCAAGUGAGCAGAGAGGUAGUGAUUUGAAGUGUUGGAUGUUUGCCUGCACAGUCGUCAUACAGGUUCCUGGAAUGUGUGUGAGCCCUGAGUGCAGUCCAUGUUGAAUGUCCCCUUUUCUCUUUCUCUUCUCCUCCUCCCUCUCCUCCUCAGGAGAACCAGAAAGCCCUAGAGACAGCCCAGGCAGAGUGUCGAGAUGUUUUGCACAGACUGCUACCCAACGUGCCUCUGCCCACUGAACAUGUAAGGUCUCACAUACUAUGCCAUUUAGCAAACACUUUUACCCAAAGCGACUUAGUCAUGCAUGCAUACGUUUUACGUAUGGGUGGUCCUGGGAAUUGAACCUACUAUACUGCCGUUGCAAGCGCCAUGCUCUACCAACUGAGCUACAGAGGACCACAUGAUGUGAUAUUAAAUUCUAAAUGAAUCUGUUCCACAUGGUCUAUAGUUGUGUAGCUUCACUACUGUAGUCUUCUGUCUCAGAACCACCAGGAGUGGCUGCAGAGGUUUGAGACUGCAGUGAAAGAGGCCCCAGCAGCAGAGCCCAGCCCUGCCCCUGAUGCAGCACCUGAACCAGCUGCAGCUCCAGGGGGCUCAGAGGACACCAAGGUUUCCUUAAAGACUCAUAUGUUUUAAAAUGUCUGAGUACUGCAGUGGAAAGAAGUGUAACCAGGGCUGUUCCUUUCACCAGAUAUUGGCUGAUAAGCUGAAGGAAUCGGAAGAGGCCCAGAAGGUUCUACAGAAAGAUUGUGAGACGUACAAGAAAGUGUUGGCUGAGACGGUGAGGCGACGCUCUUUAUCAGUGUUCUGUAGAUAAUGUUAUAAAGGUGUCAUGAGGAGACUGUGAAACUAACCUGUAAUACCCUCUACUGUCCACAGGAGGGCAUCCUGCAGCGCCUCCAGAGCUGUGUGGAGCAGGAGGAGUCUCGCUGGAAGGUGAAACUGAAUCUGUCACAGACAGAGCUGAAAGAGGUGAACACUGAAGAACAUUCAAUCAAACUCCAAUUGUAUUUAUAUUGCCUUUUUAACAAUAUCAAUGGUAUGUGUGGUGCAGUGGAGGCUGGUGGGAGGAGCUAUAGGAGGACGGGCUCAUUGUAAGAAUGGAAUAAAUGGGACAGUAUCAAACAUAUGGAAACCACGUUUGACUCUGUUCCUUUUAUUCCAUUCCAGCCAUUUACAAUGAGCCUGUCCUCCUGUAGCUACUCCCACCAGCCUCCAAUGGUGUGGUGCUUAUGGUCACUCUCCUGCCCUUUCUUUCUUAGAUGAGUAUGAAAGUGGCAGCACUGGAGCAGGAGGUGGACAGACUGAGCGACGGUGGGGAGUUGGUCAACGUCAGUCCUUCAGUUGAACACUUUACAUACCGCUCAGCAAUUGUAUUAUUUUGACUCAUUCAAUUUAAGUGAUUUUCAUACAUAGGUCAAAAUUGGGUGUUUUGUACCUCCAUAGUUGAGAAGAGACAAGCAGUACCUUGAGUCUGAGCUGGAGCGAGCAGAGCGCGAGAGCGCCACCUAUGGGACGGAGGUCAGCGAGGUGAGCUGACUCGACUUCCUGUCAUCUACCGGUCAUACUCGGUCAUGUCAUAGUGGUUAUCCAUCUAUGUAGUCAUAGGGGCGGCAGGUAACCUAGCGGUUAAGAGCGUUGGACCAGUAACAAGGCACUUAACCCUAAUUACUCUGGGUAAGCGCGUCUGCUAAAUGACUCAAAUGUAAAUGUAGUCAUUCCCCUCUGCAUUGUUUGUGGGUGGCAGUGUACUUACUAUAUGUUUAUGGAGCAUGUCUCUGUUUACUGUUUGUGGUAUCCACCAUUGUGUUAGUACAUGCAACAGUUGGACAUUACAUUCAUACACACAACACACAUUUUUCAUUGUAGAAUGCUCUGUUUUAGAGGGUUAACGAACUUCACACAGUAACUUACAGCACUUCAUAUUUAUCCAGUUUUUCCUGUUAAAUCAGUUGUUUCCCCUGGCCCCGGGUCCCACAGCCGCCCAGUUAAAAACAUCUCACACUUAAUUUCAGUUUUAAAGAUCAGUUGACUGAACUGCAGAACAAACUUGAUGGCUCUUAUACAGAAGCAGUCAGGCAGAAAGAGGAGCUGAAUUUGGUAAGCCUUGCUCACCAAUAUAGGUAGAGCUCCUAUAACCUGUGCCUCCUCCCUACUUCACCACCACCACCCAACGUUAUCUCUGGGGUCACCACCUGCCUGGAGAAUACAGGGUUCUCAAUGUCCUUUGGGUGUCAUUCCAUCUAUCUACAACCUCUGGAUACAGUAGUGAUAUAAGCUUAAAUGCAACAGGCUAAAGUGUUUUUAUAUGCAUGUGUAAGGUGAGUUUUCUUUGCUUUUUAGGAGGCCGUUAGUUAUAUUCUUAGUUUAACAAUAGACUGGAGUAUUAGUAUCAUAGGUUAUAGAUGGACCUUCCAUACUCGUGAGAGGACAGACUUAAAACACUACUGUUUCCAUUCCGCACACUAUCCACUAUCCCCCUCUAUCCACUAUCCCCCUCAAACUCCACUCUGGACCUCGAAGCCAGUUCUACUGCGUUUUUUUCAUUAUUCCCCUAUUUUCAGGGACUGAUUUAGGUGGGUGCAAUUAUCAGGGAGAACAGAAAACCAGCAGGCUCCCGACCUCGUAGAGUAAGAGUUGAAUAUGCCUGCACUAUCCCAUCAAAUCAAAUUUUAUUUGUCACAUACACGUGUUUAGCAGAUGUUAUAGCGGGUGUAGCGAAAUGCUUGUGCUUCUAGCUCCGACAGUGCAAUAAUAUCUAACAAGUAGUAUCUAACAAUUUCACAACAUAUACCCAAUACACACAGACUUCAGCCCUGCCCCCAGGAGCCUGUUUCGAACCGUCCUCGCCGUGCACUUCACCCCAGCUGCCGUUUGCCAUUCUUUUUGUAGGUCACUUGAUGUCAUCCUACGGUUUUUGAGUGAUAUUUGAAUGAGUUGGCCGUCAUCCCGGUCAGUAGAGUCGUUUUCGCCCUCUGCCGGUCUGUAGCUUUGUUGUCCCAAAUGUCUGCUGCUUGACCUUGUUCUUAUGAACCGCCGUCUUUGACAUUUUAAGGAUGGAAGCAACCUGACGCUCACUGUAUCCCUCUGCCAGUAAAGCCAGAAUUGAACCCUUCUUUUCCUCACUCAAAACAUUCCUUUUCAACUCUUUUGGCAUGGUCAAUAGUUAUUUUUUGAUUAAUAUUACUUUUGAGGUACUAUUAGCACUGUUUUUGCCAUCCAGCUGGUCCUAUUGCAAGAGGAUAGUGAUGACCACCGCAGUGGAUUUUAUACUUUUCCUCGUUAAAUAAGAUUUGGUUCAUGUGAUCACCUAAUCAGUACCUAAUUCAGUAGAAUGAGGUGUGCCUGUGUUGGAUUCAACAGACACUGGAAUGGAAUGGCUGUCAUACAUGUAGAGAUGCUGAUUUAAGACAAAUUUGCAGUGGUCUCUUAAUUUUUUCCAGAGCUGUAUGGACAAGCAAUGACAGAGCAGCAUGGACUAAGAUACAGUAGAAUAUUAUAGAAUAGAAUGCAGUAUAUACAUAUGAGAUGAGUAGUGCAAGAUACAGUGGGGAGAACAAGUAUUUGAUACACUGCCGAUUUUGCAGGUUUUCCUACUUACAAAGCAUGUAGAGGUCUGUAAUUUGUAUCAUAGGUACACUUCAACUGUGAGAGACGGAAUCUAAAACAAAAAUCCAGAAAAUCACAUUGUAUGAUUUUUAAGUAAUUAAUUUGCAUUUUAUUGCAUGACAUAAGUAUUUGAUCACCUACCAACCAGUAAGAAUUCCAGCUUUACAGACCUGUUCGUUUUUUCUUUAAGAAGCCCUCCUGUUCUUCACUCAUUACCUGUAUUAACUGCACCUGUUUGAACUCGUUACCUGUAUAAAAGACACCUGUCCACACACUCAAUCAAACAGACUCCAACCUCUCCACAAUGGCCAAGACCAGAGAGCUGUGUAAGGACAUCAGGGAUAAAAUUGUAGACCUGCACAAGGCUGGGAUGGGCUACAGGACAAUAGGCAAGCAGCUUGGUGAGAAGGCAACAAAUGUUGGCGCAAUUAUUAGAAAAUGGAAGAAGUUCAAGAUGACGGUCAAUCACCCUCGGUCUGGGGCUCCAUGCAAGAUCUCACCUCGUGGGGGCAUCAAUGCUCAUGAGGAAGGUGAGGGAUCAGCCCAGAACUACAUGGCAGGACCUGGUCAAUGACCUGGUCAAUGACCUGAAGAGAGCUGGGACCACAGUCUCAAAGAAAACCAUUAGUAACACACAACGCCGUCAUGGAUUAAAAUCCUGCAGCGCACGCAAGGUCCCCCUGCUCAAGCCAGCGUAUGUCCAGGCCCGUCUGAAGUUUGCCAAUGACCAUCUGGAUGAUCCAGAGGAGGAAUGGGAGAAGGUCAUGUGGUCUGAUGAGACUAAAAUAGAGCUUUUUGGUCUGAACUCCACUCGCCGUGUUUGGAGGAAGAAGGAUGAGUACAACCCCAAGAACACCAUCCCAACCGUGAAGCAUGGAGGUGGAAACUGCAAAAGGGGACAGGACGACUGCACCGUAUUGAGGGGAGGAUGAAUGGGGCCAUGUAUCGCGAGAUCUUGGCCAACAACCUCCUUCCCUCAGUAAGAGCAUUGAAGAUGGGUUGUGGCUGGGUCUUCCAGCAUGACAACAACCCGAAACACACAGCCAGGGCAACUAAGGAGUGGCUCCGUAAGAAGCAUCUCAAGGUCCUGGAGUGGCCUAGCCAGUCUCCAGACCUCAAACCAAUAGAAAAUAUUUGGAAGGAGCUGAAAGUCCGUAUUGCCCAGCGACAGCCCCGAAACCUGAAGGUCUGUAUGGAGGAGUGGGCCAAAAUCCCUGCUGCAGUGUGUGCAAACCUGGUCAAGACCUACAGGAAACGUAUGAUCUCUGUAAUUGCAAACAAAGGUUUCUGUACCAAAUAUUAAGUUCUGCUUUUCUGAUGUAUCAAAUACUUAUGUCAUGCAAUAAAAUGCAAAUUAAUUACUUAAAAAUCAUACAAUGUGAUUUUCUGGAUUUUUGUUUUAGAUUCCGUCUCUCACAGUUGAAGUGUACCUAUGAUAUAAAUUACAGACCUCUACAUGCUUUGUAAGUAGGAAAACCUGCAAAAUCGGCAGUGUAUCAAAUACUUGUUCUCCCCACUGUAUGUAAACAUUAUCAAAGUGACUAGUGUUCCAUUUCUUAAAGUGGCCAGUGAUUUCAAUAGGCAGCAGCAGCCUCUAAUGUGCUAGUGAUGGCUAUUUAACAGUCUGAUGGCCUUGAGAUAAAAGCUGUUUUUCAUUCUCUCGGUCCCAGCUUUGAUGCACCUGUACUGACCUCGCCUUCUGGAUGUUAGCGGGGUGAACAGGCAGUGGCUCGGGAGGUUGAUGUCCUUGAUCUUUUUGGCAUUCCUGUGACAUCGGGUGCUGUAUGUGUCUUGCGUUCGGCAGACCGCACCACCCUCUGGAGAGCCCUGCGGUUGGCAGACCGCACCACCCUCUGGAGAGCCCUGCGGUUGCGGGCGGUGCAGUUGCCGUACCAGGCGGUGAUACAGCCCGACAGGAUGCUCUCAAUUGUGCAUCUGUAAACGUUUGAGUGUUUUAGGUGCCAAGCCAAAUUUCUUCAGCCUCCUGAGGUUGAAGAGGCUCUGUUGCGCCACUGUCUGCGUGGGUGGACCAUUUCAGUUUGUCAGUGACGUGUACGCCAAGGAACUUGAAGCUUUCCACCUUCUCCACUGCUGUCCCGUCGAUGUGGAUAGGGGGGUGCACCCUCUGCUGUUUCCUGAAAUCCACGAUCAUCUCUUUUGUUUUGUUGAUGUUGAGUGAGAGGUUAUUUAAAUUCAAUAUAACUACCCCUACUGGUCAAUAAAACUACCCCUAGGUAAAGGCUUAUAGUGGCUUGCUGCUACUCCUGCACAGGCCAAUGAGUUUCUUCAUGUCGGCCAUCUUUGGGGAUAAAUGUUAUGCCUUCAACUGCACGCACACUUUCAUAAUUUCAUCAUUCAUAUGCCUCCACACACAAUUGAAACAUUUUCAACGUCUGUCUCUUGUCUUGCCACCCUUCUGUCUGUGAAUGCCUUCAAGGAUACCUAAACAUCUGAUGGUUUUUCAUUUGACAAUGCAUAAUAAAAAAUAAAAAUAAAUAUUUGUCAGUGUCUAGCUAAGUAUUAUUAUUGAAUACCUAGUUUAGUAGAUAACAAAGAGUUGUCAUAAGUAGAUAUAGCUACAUGUCUACCUCACCCACUCUAAAAACAGAUGUUCGCUUUUUCUUGGUAGAAAUAUAAAAAAUAUAUAACCUCGUGUAUAUGCAAAUUCCCCCCUCCAAACAGUUUGAGAUCAGAUUUCACCAGGAGUGGAACAGUCAUUGUCAUGUGUUGUGUCUCAUCUCUGUUGGUGUUUGGUUGCAGCUGAAGACCCAGCUGACUGAGACUCUGUCUAAACUGGAGAGCGAGGAGAGUGAGAGGCAGAAGGUGGCUGGGGAUCUCUAUAAGGUAAGACAGCCCCUUGUCCCUCAGGAUUGGACUACCUUAAGUUUGUUUGGAUGUACAUUGUUGUUAGAGAAACAGUUUGUCACCAGUCCCAAGUCUAGAAUGAAACAACACACUAGGAGCUAGAUACACUCUGAACAUUUGAAUAUGUGGAUGUGUAGAACACACUUAUAUUACCUGAAAUGUAAGCUUAAAUGUUUCUUGUAAUUUCCCCCACUCUGCUCCACCUCAGGCCCAGCAGUCUCUGGACCUGAUCCAGGAGGAGAUCUGCAAAGAGACGGGCCAGGGUGACCUGAUAGAGAACAGCAACCUCUCAUCACACGUAAGACAUAUUGGAGAGGGAAGGGGAACUUGUCUGUGGCUGGGUGUAAAAAUAAAAUAACAACUUUUUUUGUUGUUGUUGGCAGUCACACAUAUUAUCUAGGUAGUGUACAUUCAUGGUAAAAACAAAGGUAGCUACUAGUAGUUGUAGUAUUGAUAGUUGGUAGAUGUAGUAUUGUAGUUGUAUAUUAAAUGUAACCAGUCUUUACCUAGGAGUAGUUUUAUUGACCAGUAGGGGUAGUUAUAUUGAAAGUGACCAGAGGGUGGUAACUAACCUGUCACUAUGUCCCUCAGGAUGAGAUUGACAGGAAGGAGAAGAAGACGGCAGGCCUAAACCAAACUGUGAGGGAACUGCAGCAGCUGCUACAGGCUGUCAACCGGCAACUCACCAAGGGACAGGAGGCGGUACGACAUUAGAUAACACAGCCAUCAAAAGAAGGCUUUCAAAUAUAGGAAUCAAUUUACAAUAAAUGGAGGGUAUAACUGGCAUGUAAGUCUUCAUUGUAACUCUAACGAGGUAUUGAACUGUGCUUUCUUGCAGGAAUCAGACUCGUCUGAAGUAUAGGGAGGGGAGGAUGGACCCUCUCUACAGAGACAACCUCUCCACCUCUACCACUCCUCUCCUAUCAUGCCCUCAUCUUCUCCUGCUACACUCCUCGCUUUCCCUUUCACCUGUACUGUAGGCAGCCUUUUGCUGACCCCCUGCCCAGCGCUGACCUAUAACCUCUGACCUCCACCUGCUCCUCCUCAGCAGGGUCAGGGAUAGACCUGGCUGGGCCCCAGAGGAGAGGGGCUCCCUUAAACUACAAACAUGCCGAACACCAAACCAGACCUUACUACUGCAAAGUCCCACCACAUUCCUCAUGAUCCCUACAGUAGCACAGCCAGAGCUAAAGGCAUCCUACACAUUCAGACUGUGUGGCAUACCCCCGUUCAGUACCCCCCUUUUUUCAAUGGAACGCUUUGAAUACAGACAUCCUAUUUCCCUGUCUAGUUUUCUUUGUCAAGAGAGCGAUGAAGUGGAUUCCUAAAUUAACUUUGGGUUCUCUGACCUUUUUUAAGUUAAAAAGGACAAAUAUAUUGUUUAAAAAAUGUAACUGUUAGGACCUGCUGACUUUACACUACAAUUGUUGAUCUCUUUGACUCCUGUCCCGACAACUCAAACACGUACUGUACAUGUGUUGAUUCAUGAAACAUAGCUACUAUACAUGCAUACUUUGGCUGAGUAUUGGGAGGGAGGGCAAGAGGAUAGGAGAGGGUCCCAGCAUGUCAGACAGGUCACUAAGUAACUCUAACCAUGGAGAUGCAU